Molecule: messenger RNA, 1577 nt
Organism: Rubroshorea leprosula
Lineage: Eukaryota; Viridiplantae; Streptophyta; Magnoliopsida; Malvales; Dipterocarpaceae
Source: the annotation of a GenBank genome assembly
CUUCUUUCAUCUCCAGUUGAGCACUCCGCACUCCUCUGUUCUUCACUCACUUUACUUCUCUCUUCACUUCUCUUUUUUCGUUUCCAACACACAAUGAACGACUUUGAUCCUGCCAACGCUACCCAGUCUUCGGCUGUGGUGGAAAAUUCCACCACAGGAUCUGAGGAAGGAGGAAACUCCAAGAGACAGAAGAUUCUUCCCAAGACCCUUGAGUCAAAAAGCUUUGCCAUCAAAGACUUUGAGGGCAACAAGGAGGAUCAAGAAGAUUACAUAGCCAACACCAUGGCUACCUACAAGAAGAACCUCACUGACCGCAGCGAACACCAACUGGGCUACCCUUUUAAUCUGGAAUAUGAUUACAAGGACCUAAAUCAGUUGAUGCCUUUCUCCAUUAAUAAUAUAGGAGACCCUUUUAUUGGCGGCGACUGCGGUAAUCAUUCAAGGCCGUUUGAAGUUGGUGUCUUGGAUUGGUUUGCCGAAUUCAUGAAAAUAGAGAAGAAUGAAUACUGGGGUUACAUUACAAGUUGUGGAACCGAAGGCAAUUUCCACGGCAUUCUUACCGGGAGAAAAAUGUUUCCAAAUGGCAUUUUAUAUGCCUCAAAGGAAUCCCAUUACUCUAUUGCAAAAGCAAUAGAUAUGUUUAGCAUGAAGUGGGUGCAAGUUGAAACACAAGUUAGUGGGGAGAUUGAUUAUCAUGACUUCAAAACUAAGCUCCUUGCUAACAAAGAAUUUCCUGCCAUAGUUGUUGCUAACAUAGGAAUGGUGUUUGUUGUAGGAACAACCAUGAAAGGUGCCGUGGAUGACAUUGAUUUUAUCAUUCAAAUUCUUAAAGAGGGUGGGAUUUCACAAGAUAGAUUCUACAUUCAUUGUGACGGGGCAUUGAGUGGCAUCCUUUUGCCUUUCAUGGAAUGUGAAAAGAAGGUUAUUAGUUUCAAGAAACCAAUUGGAAGUGCCUCCAUAUCAGGGCACAAUUUUAUUGGGUGUCCAAUCACUUGUGGUGUUUUGAUAACAAGAAAGGACUACAUUAAUUUCCAUUCAAGAAAUAUUGAGUACAUUGCCUCACAAGAUGCUACAAUCAUGGGAAGCCGGAAUGGCCAUGCUCCUAUUUUCCUUUGGCAUGCACUCAACAGAGAAGGUUGCAAAUUGAUCCAAAAACAAGUUGAGGAAUGCCUCAAAAAUGCUCGCUAUCUAAAGGGAUGCUUGUGCAAAGCUGGGAUUAGCGCAAUGCUAAAUGAAAGUAGCAUCAUUGUUGUGUUUGAGCGACCAAAGGAUGAGGAGCUCAUUCGAAAGUGGCAGUUGGCUUCUCAAGGAAACGUUUCACAUGUGGUGGUGAUGCCACAUGUAUCUGUUGCAAUGCUGAAUACUUUCUUGGAUGAGUUGAUUUCAAAACGCUUAACUUGGUAUAAAGAUGAAAUACCGCCUUGUUUAGAAGUUGACAUAGGAAAAGAGAAUUGUACUUGUGCUUUGCAUAAGUGUUAAUUAAAACUUAUUAGUUAUCAUGUUUUGUAUUAUGUAAUAUUGUAUUUGAUGUAUAAAAGUCUUUCUUUAUAAUUAAAAUAUAAAAUGAUGUCAUUAAC